This is a messenger RNA of Metschnikowia bicuspidata var. bicuspidata NRRL YB-4993, 888 nucleotides long. It is a transcript of the gene HMX1, whose product is annotated as Hmx1p. The transcript has a single exon. Gene Ontology annotation, molecular function: heme oxygenase (decyclizing) activity. Bases 1 to 888 code for a protein of 295 amino acids. The record is from RefSeq and is a predicted model, not a curated record. Gene Ontology annotation, biological process: heme oxidation. NCBI's taxonomy places the organism in Eukaryota, Fungi, Ascomycota, Pichiomycetes, Serinales, Metschnikowiaceae.
AUGGCCUCGAAAACGCAGCCCGCAGGCGCCACCACCAAAUUGUCCCAGCACGAGAUCAUUCCGCACAAGACCGAUGUCGGGGCCUUGGCCAACCGCAUCAAUAUGGAAACGCGCGCGCUCCACAACAAAAUCGACCGGCUAGUCACGCUCAAAUUCGCCAUUGCCUUGCGCAACCACAAAGUGUACCGCCAGGGCUUGCAGAGCUUUUACCAUGUUUUCGCCACGGUAGAGGACUGUCUCUAUGCCGAAAUGGAGCGGCCCGGCAGCCCGUGGAGCGAGACCUUGCGCAAGGUAUGGAAGCCGGAAAUGGCGCGCACGGCCCGGGGCCAGCAGGACUUGAUGUUCUACUAUGACGACGACCAGUCGAAGUUCAUGGCGCCCAUGAUGCCCGCGCAGAUCGAGUUCGUCAGCCACAUCCGCGCCGUGGUGGCCGACAAGCCGUACCUCUUGUUGGCGUACUUGCACGUGAUGUACUUGGCGCUUUUCGCCGGCGGCCGUGUCAUGAGGUCGUCCGUGAGCCGGGCCACGGGGCUCUUCCCGCAGAAGGACGGCUUGAAGCACGAGCAGAUCGUCAAGUUGGGCACCAACUUCUUCCUGUUUGACGUGCCGGACGAGGAGAACUUCCGCCUCUUGUACAAGCGGGACUACGAGUUGCUGACGCGCAACUUCUUGAACGAGCAGCAGAAAACGGACAUCAUUGCGGAGUCCAUGUACAUUUUCGAGCAGAACGCCCGGUGCGUCAACGAGUUGCAGGAGCACAACUUGGCCAAGAUCCUGCACACCUGGCAGUACUUUGUGUGGCAGAGAGGCGGCACGGCAGCCGUAAUGCUUGUGGUGCUUCUUGCCGUGUACUACAUGGUCCGCUUCGGCCGCUGGCUCGGCGCUUAG